CCAUUAUUUCUUUCCUUUCUUCUUCUUCUUCUUCUUCCUCUCUCAACUCUUCUACGCUUCUUUUCUUCCUUCUUCCUUCCAAUUCAGAACAUGCCCACUUGGUGGGGUAAAAAGUCCAGCAAGACCAAGGACCAUGGCGCCACCAACCUCCUUCACUUCAACUUCACCAAGCCCAACACCAACGGGCCCAGGCCCAAGAGCUUCGACGACGCCUCCUCCGGCCUCCCCUUGCCUCGCCCCGCCGACCAAACCCUCGCCUUCGGAUCUGCCUCCCUCUCCGGCUCCAGCGUCAGCUCCACCGGCUCUUACGAUGAUCACGCUACACAGAUUAAUAUUAAUUCCUCCAAAGGGCAAGGUGAUAUGAAGUUCAGUGCGAGGUCAAAAAGCCCGGGUCCUGGGUCAAGAGGGCCCACCAGCCCAACAUCACCUCUUCAUCCAAAAUUACAUGUUUUGAGUCUAGACUCUCCUACAGGCAGGCAAGAAGAUGGAAGGAGUGAAUGUCAUCCGUUGCCUCUUCCGCCAGGUUCUCCUACGAGUCCUCCUACUUCUCUUUCCAACACAAGAGCAAAUGGAAUGACAGAACAGACUACCGGUAGCCUUUCCAAAUGGAAGAAAGGAAAGCUUCUAGGGCGGGGAACAUUUGGGCAUGUUUACCUGGGAUUCAAUAGUGAUAGUGGACAUAUGUGUGCAAUAAAAGAAGUCAGGGUUGUCUCUGAUGAUCAAACAUCAAAAGAGUGCCUCAAACAACUUAAUCAGGAGAUCCAUUUGCUCAGUCAGCUUUCACAUCCAAACAUUGUUCAAUACUAUGGGAGUGAUUUGGGAGAAGAAGCACUUUCUGUUUAUUUGGAAUAUGUCUCGGGUGGUUCUAUUCAUAAAUUACUUCAAGAAUAUGGGGCCUUCAAGGAGCCUGUCAUUCAAAAUUAUACCAGGCAGAUUGUGUCUGGACUUUCCUAUCUUCACGGGAGAAAUACAGUACAUAGGGACAUCAAAGGGGCUAACAUACUUGUUGAUCCUAAUGGUGAAAUCAAGCUGGCAGACUUUGGAAUGGCUAAACAUAUUAAUGCAUCUGCCUCAAUGCUUUCUUUCAAAGGGAGUCCAUACUGGAUGGCACCUGAGGUUGUAAUGAAUACAAAUGGCUAUAGUCUUCCUGUUGAUAUAUGGAGCUUGGGAUGCACAAUUCUUGAAAUGGCAACAUCAAAGCCUCCUUGGAGUCAGUAUGAAGGGGUAGCUGCAAUAUUUAAAAUUGGUAACAGCAAAGAUAUGCCUGAAAUUCCUGAUCAUCUCUCAAGUGAGGCAAAGAAUUUCAUUCAGCUAUGCUUACAAAGAGAUCCAUCAGCGCGCCCAACAGCUCAAAUGUUACUGAAUCAUCCCUUUAUACGAGAUCAGUCAGCAACGAAAGCUACAAAUGUCAGAAUAACCAACGAGGCUUUCCCCAACAUGUGUGAUGGAAGUCGGACACCGCCAGCUUUAGAGUAUUCCAGUAGAAGAAGUUUAACUUCACUGGAUGGAGAUUAUGCAACAAAGCCAAUUCCUGUAAACCCACGAGCAGCAAGGAGUCCAAGAGAUAACACGAGAAUGAUCACCUCUUUACCAGUAUCUCCCUGUUCAAGUCCAAUGCGACAGUACGGGCCAGCACACAAGAGCUGUUUACUUUCACCUCCUCACCCAACUCACGCAAUGAUGGGACAAAAUACCCUCCCGUCAUAUCCAAUGAGAUCAAAUGCUACAUUCACUCUUGAUCCUUUCCAUGAAACAUCUUUUUACAAAGCCCACACACCAGGUGGAUCCCCAAGAACAAGACGCAUUUGAGUUGCUGAUUGUAAAUACCUCUAAAAUCUUUUUGGUUUCCCCGGCAUGCAUGCCUUGUGGUCUGGCUGAACUCCAAUCCGCACUCUCAUAGUACGAACUCUAUCUAAAGGAUUUUGGUCAAUUCUUUUAUGCAUGAGAACUAAACAACGGUACAGUACAAGUGAGGUGUAGGAGCUCUUGAUGCAGGGCAGGCAUUGAAAUGGGGACACCGUGCUGCUUGUAACAAUUUAUUGAUUACUGUAAAUGCAAGGUGUUUACUGUUUGUAGUAACGCAUAUUUUGUAUAUUGUUAGUUCAUGACAGGAGAAAAAGAGCAAUUUUUCAUACAUACUCUUUCUCUUUUUUAAAUUAUGUAUUUUUAUCCGAGAAUGAUACGUGUUUAUGGUGUGGAACUCGGUUCCGGUUCCAAACCAGCCAGAAUGAUGGGCUUGAAAGUUGAAAGAGCCAGCGAGUCCUGAAUGUCCAAAAUAUAAAUUGGAAGCAAUUUUAUUAUUGCGCAUUGUACUCGGAUUAUUUCUUGCAAUCAAAUAAUUUUUCUUUA
Cajanus cajan (pigeon pea) is the source of this 2349-nucleotide messenger RNA. RefSeq names its product mitogen-activated protein kinase kinase kinase 3. Gene Ontology annotation, biological process: MAPK cascade; protein phosphorylation. The record is from RefSeq and is a predicted model, not a curated record. Lineage: Eukaryota; Viridiplantae; Streptophyta; Magnoliopsida; Fabales; Fabaceae. Gene Ontology annotation, molecular function: MAP kinase kinase kinase activity; ATP binding. Gene Ontology annotation, cellular component: cytoplasm.